Dermacentor silvarum is the source of this 2262-nucleotide messenger RNA. RefSeq lists its product as uncharacterized. NCBI's taxonomy places the organism in Eukaryota, Metazoa, Arthropoda, Arachnida, Ixodida, Ixodidae. Bases 39 to 1529 code for a protein of 496 amino acids. The record is from RefSeq and is a predicted model, not a curated record. Gene Ontology annotation, molecular function: protein dimerization activity. The transcript has 4 exons.
UCGCGGCGCCCGACUAUGAACCGCCGACGGCGGAGAAGAUGGCGGACGUCCUGCUCCCCAGGCGACUGGGCCAGCUGCGAGACGCCCUGUCGCCGUCGAUCGGCAAGGCGGCCACCGACUCCAUCUCGGCGGUCAUCGGCGUGUGGCUGGGCGAGUCGGACGACGUGUACGCGAGCGUCGACCUGUCGUACGCGACGCGCCACUUCAAGACCGAGACGAAGUGCGUCGCCUUCAGGCGGGUCGCCGCCGAUCAGGACGCCGCCGACGCGGUCCGCGACGUGUUCGAAUCGGCGCUCCAGCGCUGGAACGUCGACAAGAACCGCAUCAUGCGAGUUCUGAUAGAUAGUCCAGCCCGCACGGCCAAGACCUUCUCGUUCCCCGGCUGGGCGAGCGACUCGAGCCACGGAGGAGGCCAGGGAGGCGUGUCCACCUGUUCGCUGGACUCUGGAGAGUUCGACCUGAGCCACGAAAUACUGGAGGAGAUGGACGCGUCCGAACAAGACUGGUUCAUAAGCUCCAAUUACCGCCUGCACUGCGCCGUGCGGAGCGCAUUCGACGUGGACCAGGACGUGGUGAGCCUCGUGGCGCGGUGCAGCCGCGUCGUGUCCGGCAUCAAGCGCAGCGCCCGCGACGCCGCGACCGUGGCCGGAGCGACGGGCGUGUCGUUCCCGUUCCCGUCCAGCUACUCGGACGAGUGGACCUCGCAGCUGGACUGCCUGCGCGAGCUGUGCUCGGUGUUCACGCAGCACGCCGACCUGCAGGAGCGCAUCUACGCCUGCAAGGAGGUGGGCCUCUCGACCAACGACGUGGCGCUGCUGCAGGACCUGCUCGAGGUACUGGCGCCGCUCGAGGAGGCCACCAACGCGCUGCGGCAGCCCCAGGAGACCGUGGGACUGGUGCUGCCUGCGCUCAGGAACCUGCAGGUCAGUCUGACGCGGGCGGUGGCGAGGGACAGCUUCCAGCUGAAGACGAUGGCCGAGAACCUGCUGCGCAGCAUGGAGACCCACUUCGGCCACUCCUGGAACGACCCGGUGCUGCUCGCGGGCGCGCUGCUCGACCCUCGCUUCAAGAUCGCCUGGUGCGACGAGCAGACCGCGUGCAAGAUGAAGGAGGCCAUCGAGAAGCAGCGCGCCGUGCUCAACCUCGACCCUCCGUCCGUGCUCGCCGUGCAACGCCGCGACGCCGACGCCGGCAACAAGGGCCAGAAGCUGUUCCGGAACAUUCGGAACCUGGACAGUUCCUCGACCCAGCAGCCGGGACCGACAACGCCGCUGGGACAGGAGCUGUGCCUCUACUUGUCCGAGGACACGACGGAGGACACCGUGACGCCUCUGGGUUACUGGAAGGCGAAUCAGCCGCGGUUCCCGCUCCUGGCCAGGCUGGCGCUGUCGGUGUUUGCCGUCGGUGGCACGCCUGCCACCGUCGAGGAAGUGGCGUCCGUUACGGCGGCGAUCCAAGCGGCGCGUCGGCAUCGCUUCACCGAUGAACAGUUGGAACAGGUGGUGCUUCUGCGAAGACACCUGAUUUAGCUCUGCCUUGAGACUUGGUGACGCUGUAAGCCGCCCAGGACUGCUAUGCUAUCGCCCUGAGUGAUACCGGGCAAUCGUUCGACGAAGCAACUGGAUCUACGAAGCUCGUUGGUCAGGAACUGUCACUGUGUCGUUCUGAGGACACGGUGCAGGAGAUACGUGACGCCCAUCGCCUACUUGAAGACAGAUCAGCCGCGCUUCUGGGCAGGCUGGCGCUGACAGUGUUUGCCGUGGGUGGCACGUUAAAUGACCACCGACGAAGAGGUGACAUCUGUUAUGGUGGCGACCCAAGCGGUGCUUCUGCAAAAGACGCUUGAUGUGGCCUUGCCUUCAAGAGUGACUGGCUGACGAUGUAAGCCGUGCAAGACACUGCCGUGAUAUCACCCCGAGAGUGCCAGAGAAUCGUGAACUCUUAAUUUUGUGCAACGAAGCUACCGUACUGACGAAGCCUUUCUGUCGGGAAGCUUCGCUGCGCCGUUCUCAGGACACGACGCAGGAUACACGUGACGUCCCUCGGCUAUUGUUAUUUAGGAACAUGCGGUUGUUACGGGAUAUAACGAGCAAUGCUUUCGAAUGAGUGAGUGUGGAUUCUGGAAACGCCGCCUGUAUUUUAGGAUUGUUGUGCUUUUCAUAUGAGCUGCGGCGAGAUAAAACAGAAUUUUGUUAACGUGAUGAAUAUUUCAUGCUCCGAACGUUGGACAAGUAUGUUUAUAAAAGAGGCGUCAUGCUCUGA